UUUUGUGUUACUUUCACAUAAACAUGGCGGGCGUGAUAGAAGAUAUCCGCACGCGGCUCACAUUAAAGGAGUAUGCAGUUGAUAAUACGCACAGUACUAAUUUCCCUGGAUCACAUGUAGGUUAUGAUGACGCUCUGAAUUUGAAAAACUUCAAAAAAAACUUUAAAGUCGACAUAAUUCGUCUUUGCGAUGAAUUUUUAGAGUUCGAUAUGGUUGGUAUUGAUGCUGCUAUCGUGAACGCAUUCCGGCGUAUCUUGAUCUCCGAGGUCCCUACGAUGGCUAUUGAGAAAGUCUUCGUUAACAAUAAUACUUCUAUUAUACAGGACGAGGUACUAGCUCACAGACUUGGUCUGAUCCCAAUAUAUGCAGACCCCCGACUCUUCGAGUACGUAAGUGAAGGAGAUAUGAACGGAACUCCCAGCGAUACCAUAGUUUUCGAAUUGAAGAUAAGAUGUAGUAAAAAUCCCAACGCUGACACGACAGACCCCGAUGAUUUAUAUAUAAACCAUAAAGUUUACAGUCGACAUUUGAAGUGGAUCCCUAUAGGCAAUCAAGCUGAUCUGUUUAAAGAAGGAGACAUCCGUCCUGUUGAUGACGAUAUUCUCAUUGCUAAACUUCGACCCGGCCAGAAACUCGACUUAAGAAUGCAUUGCAUCAAAGGUAUCGGGAAAGACCACAUAAAAUUUUCACCAGUGGCCACUGCAUCUUACCGUUUGCUGCCUGAAAUAACCCUGUUGAAACCUGUGUAUGGAGAACAGGCUCAUCGCUUGCAGACUUGUUUCUCGCCGGGUGUU
This is a messenger RNA of Octopus bimaculoides (California two-spot octopus), 794 nucleotides long. Its product is annotated as DNA-directed RNA polymerases I and III subunit RPAC1. The record is from RefSeq and is a predicted model, not a curated record. Gene Ontology annotation, biological process: DNA-templated transcription. Gene Ontology annotation, molecular function: protein dimerization activity; DNA binding. Gene Ontology annotation, cellular component: RNA polymerase I complex; RNA polymerase III complex. NCBI's taxonomy places the organism in Eukaryota, Metazoa, Mollusca, Cephalopoda, Octopoda, Octopodidae.